UUUUUUAGUACGAAUUGUACUUUGAAGCGAAUCGGAGGUGCUGAGCGGGUCUAAACUACCAAAACCAACUACAUACCGAUCAACCGAAAAAAAAAUUCACCAAAUUUUUGUGUGCUGUAAAGUUGUAAAAUUGUGAAAUUGUAAUUGCAAAAAGCAUUGAAAAUCAAUACGAAGAGCGGCAAGCAAUUAAAUUUGUGCGAUUAAAAAAAGUAAAGAAAUUUGCAGUGUGGCAAAAGUGGCGACGAUUGUUGCAGCAGUCAGCCAGCGAAGGCAGCUAGCAAGCUAAAAAAGCAAGUGCAACAACAAGUGCAGCAAAGGCAUUUGAGUAGAAGCAGCAAAUUCCAAAGUAAAAAAUAUAAAAAAAGUAAAAUAAAAUUACAACAAAUUUCGCAGUAAAGAGCUGCAAGCUGGAAAAAAGCUGCAAGGAAGCAUUAAAAAAACACCACCAAACACUUGAACCACCACUAACAGCAGUAAGAAACAAUUACAACAAAUAACAAUAAUAACAACAACAACUAGCAACAGUGUAGAGACACAUACUUAACUAUAUAAACUUAAGUAGAUACACAUAGUUAUACACACACACAUACAAAGACAUAUGUAUUAUAUACAAAAGCGACUAACAAAAACUUUAAAACUUUAAAGAAAUUUAAAUAUAUAAUAAAACACACACAGCCAUACACUUGCAUAUGUACAUACAAACACAAAACAUUUGUAAAAAGCAAACCCAGAAAAACUAGCUGAAAAACAACAACAAAAACACACACAGACACGCCAAAAGUGCAGUACGAAAGCAGAAAAUCUACAAAUUCUGUGCAAAAUUGUGCAAAAGUCGAAAAUUUGUGUGAAUACAAAGUCAAAAUCGCAAAUCGUUUUUCAAAUUCGCCAAAUCAAAGUGAAAAUUAUACAAAAAUCAAAGUUUUUCUUGCGUAAAGUGUGUUGUUGUAUGCAUUGAAGCUCAUAAUUCUUAUCAAAAAAGCAAAGAAGAAAGUAAAAUCGCCGCUCCAGCAGCAGCAUCAACUGCAACAACAAAAAAAUUGAAAUUAAAUUUCCGCCUCCUCAGCCUCCUCGUAACAAUUUAAACGUCGGUGUGUGUGUAUAUGUGUGUUAGCGCGCUUACUUCGUGCAUACGUGUGUGUGUGUAAGCCGAAGUUUGCAAAUAAACGCGUUUGUGUUUGUAGCGCAGAAAGCGAAAACUGUUGUUCGAAAAAAAACAAAAAAAAAAUAAGGAUUGGAAAAUUGCAUGAAAAACUGCAGCACAACUUGCAGUCAUCGUUGAAGCCUGCAAACUUGAAGUUGCGUUUUCGGUUGAGCUCAAAGCCUAAGCGCGUACGUGUAGUUGUUGUUACCUGUGUUUUGGUGUAUUUACGCUAAACACGCUAAUCAAUCAGCUAAGAAGUCGGUGUGCAAAGCAAAUAUACAGAUAAAUUAAAAACUGACGCCCUUCCGUCGGCAAAGUGAAAGUGCAAGAACGUAAAGGUACAGCAGCAGCCAGCCAAUAGCCAGCAACUAGGAGCCAAGCGCAGCAGCGGCGACAGUCGAGGAAGACGUGCUUUGAACGCUGAUUCGUAAAAGCAAACAAGCAAGCAGACAAAGGUGGCACUAGCAACACCAACAGCGAACCAAUACCAGAUACCAACCGACCUGUUAUACCAACGACAAAAGAGUUCGCCACAAGCAAGAAGAGCCAAGUGCUGAAAUUGCAUGUAAAAACGCAGACAACGAAGAAGACGCACCAAAACGUAGUUGAAAAUAACGUGUAAUAAAGGAAAAGUGGAAAAUUCUCAGUGCGGAAUAUUUAUUGAAAUUAUCGAAAAGCAAGCGCUGCCAAAAUAAGUGCACGCUACGCAAGAAAACCAGCCGAAAAAACGCGAUAAAGAAGUCGCGUCUUAAGCCAACAAAAAGCGGAAGCAAAGCGCUAAAGCUCGACAGCCAAGCAUUUAGGCCGUCAGCCAGCCAGCCAGCCAGCCAGAGCUAAAGCUAAAGCUAAAGCCAAUUAAUCCCAUUGCUAAGCGCCGCACCGCGCAGCGUCUACGCCAACUUAACUCCAACUUUUGUUCGGUCGCGUUGUACCGCGUUCAGCAGUAGCGCUGGAAUACUUUAUUUCACCCCCCGGUCCAAUAAACGUCGCCAAAAUAAUUCACCAACAAACCAUCACCGACAUCAACUUCGCAACGGCGACCACAAUGCCAUAUAACGGCGCCAGCAAUGGCAGUGGUGGUGGCGGCGGCGGAGGUGGUGGCGGUAUAAGUGAUGGACCGCAAAACAAGAAGAUACGCACGGGCGUACAACAGCCGGGCGAAGCGGAUGCACAUCUGCAUGCAAGGGCGGUCGUACAACAGAGCCAGCAACAGGCUUUGCUCAACAAAUCCAAUGAUGAUCUGCGACGGAAACGCCCGGAAACUACGCGGCCAAAUCACAUUCUACUCUUCACCAUCAUAAAUCCAUUCUAUCCCAUCACAGUGGACGUUUUGCACAAAAUCUGCCAUCCCCAUGGCCAGGUGCUGCGCAUUGUCAUUUUCAAGAAGAAUGGCGUGCAGGCUAUGGUGGAAUUUGAUAGUCUCGAGGCGGCAACAAGAGCACGCGAGAAUUUAAAUGGUGCCGAUAUUUAUUCGGGCUGCUGCACUUUGAAAAUUGAUUAUGCUAAGCCAGAGAAGUUGAAUGUAUACAAAAAUGAACCAGACACCAGCUGGGACUACACACUUACCGCCGUUAAGGAGAUUGGAAACGGUCGAUCACCGCUGCUACAAGAGCCGCUCUAUGGAACACGCCCACAACCCUACAGUAAGUUUCAGCAAAAUAGUUUCAUAACUACCACCACAAAUAGUACUAUUGGCCUCAUAUCCACACCAACCAAUUUUUGUCAAUUUAAAGAGCCACCACUGUUGGGGCCAGGCGCUGCCUUCCCACCAUUUGGCGCUGCGGAAUUCCAUCCCACCACACCGGAAAAUUGGAAGGGCGCCACCAUACAUCCGACCGGACUGAUGAAGGAGCCAGCUGUGGUGCCGGGACGCAAUGCACCGGUCACAUUCGCUACACAGGCACAAGGCCAGGACAUUAUACCUUCUCUCCAGGGUGCUGUCAUGAUGGUUUAUGGCUUGGAUCACGACACAUCGAACACAGAUAAAUUAUUCAAUUUGGUCUGCUUAUACGGCAAUGUUGCAAGGAUUAAAUUCCUGAAAACCAAAGAGGGCACCGCCAUGGUACAAAUGGGCGAUUCGGUCGCUGUCGAACGCUGUGUCCAACAUUUGAACAACAUUCCCGUCGGCAAUGGUGGCAAAAUCCAGAUUGCCUUCUCCAAACAGAAUUUCCUGUCCGAAGUUAUAAAUCCAUUUUUAUUACCCGAUCAUACACCCAGUUUUAAGGAGUAUACCGGCUCAAAGAAUAAUCGCUUCCUGUCGCCAGCACAGGCAAGCAAAAAUCGCAUACAACCACCGAGCAAGAUUCUGCACUUCUUCAACACACCGCCUGGCUUAACCGAAGACCAGCUCAUAGGCAUUUUCAAUAUCAAAGAAGUGCCCGCCACAUCGGUGCGAUUAUUCCCACUUAAAACGGAGCGUUCCUCAUCGGGACUAAUUGAGUUCCCCAAUAUUUCACAGGCCGUUUUGGCCAUCAUGAAGUGCAAUCAUCUGCCAAUUGAGGGUAAAGGUACCAAAUUCCCCUUCAUCAUGAAACUCUGCUUCUCAUCGUCGAAGAGCAUGAACGGCGCAUGGAAUAAUGCCACCAACGAGGGUAUGAUCGAGAAAGAGAAUGAAGUGGAAGUGAAGCAGGAUGUAUAUAAUUGAGAUUUAAUACAAAUUCUGUAAGCUUAAAAAACAACAACAACUACAUGAAAAUAAACACAACAUAACCACAAGCAUAUAAAUAUAGAAAAGAGAGGACAACAGUAAAUAAAUGGCAACAAAACAAAAGCAAAAACAAUUAAACAAGUCAAAUACAACAAUAAUAAACAACAACAAUUUGAAAGCAAAAUAAAACUAAAAUUAAAGAAAUGCAACGCUGCAUGCAGUUGAGAGAGAGAGAGAGCGUAAAGAGCAGUGUGCAGCAUAUAACGGCAGCAAUCGCGCAGCAUAACGGAAUUUUCUUUUUAAUUUUUGAUAUAACAAGCAGACAACAACAACAACAACAGCAAACAACAAAAAUCAAAGGCACUUAUUUUUCUAGUAGCAUACCUACCAUUCGUUGGUAUUCAAAUGAGACAAUUUAUUGUAAAAUUAAUUAUUAUUAAUUAUUACCAUUUACUAUUAUUACAAUUUACUUAUUACUUAGCUACAUUUAAAUUGCAUAUUACAUACAUAUUAUAUAAUAUUUACUUAAUUUACGCGCAUUUCAUUGAUGUUUUCGGUUUUGUUAACACACACACAUUUACUUUGCAUACAAAAACAACAAAAAACACAUACAUUUUUGACGAAUUUCGACUGGAACAAAUGUUCAUUAAUUACUUAAAACUAUGUAGACAUACAUACAAACACACAUAGAUGUGCAGAAAAGCGCCAGGCAUUUGCGGCGCAGGCGCGAAAAGUGCAUGUACGCGCCUAAAAGUAUGCUUAGAAUUAUUUUUUAUGCUCCAAAAGCCGCGCGCAUUUAAUGUACGCGUAUUUCCGGCGCCAAUUGACUUGUUGUAUAAACAAAUAUUGUAUUUAAAAUUUAGUUUUUAACAUUAAUUGCAUUAUUAUUUCGCGCACAUUACAUUUGUUUCAUUGCAUACACACAUAUUAUAUACAAUUAUUAUUAUUACAUUACAUAAUAUAAUUUCGCACCAAAAUCAUUCGCUUGUUGAAGUUGUAAAUUGAAAUUGAGUGGACUUUAGUUUUAAAUAAAUUAUAAAUAAUUAUUAAACAUUUAAAAUUACUUAUAAUUAAUUACAUAAAAUUAUGAAAAAUCAUAAUUAAACAUGAAAAUGAUAAAUAUUAUAAUUAAUUAUGAUAAAAAAA
Molecule: messenger RNA, 4934 nt
Organism: Bactrocera dorsalis (oriental fruit fly)
Lineage: Eukaryota; Metazoa; Arthropoda; Insecta; Diptera; Tephritidae
Gene: sm
Product: heterogeneous nuclear ribonucleoprotein L
Exons: 12
Coding region: 2187-3785 (532 amino acids)
Biological process (GO): regulation of RNA splicing; mRNA processing
Cellular component (GO): nucleus
Molecular function (GO): mRNA binding
Source: RefSeq, a predicted model, not a curated record